Molecule: messenger RNA, 8387 nt
Organism: Stomoxys calcitrans (stable fly)
Lineage: Eukaryota; Metazoa; Arthropoda; Insecta; Diptera; Muscidae
Gene: alpha-Spec
Product: spectrin alpha chain
Exons: 9
Coding region: 324-7679 (2451 amino acids)
Biological process (GO): actin cytoskeleton organization
Cellular component (GO): cell junction; plasma membrane; cortical actin cytoskeleton
Molecular function (GO): calcium ion binding; actin filament binding
Source: RefSeq, a predicted model, not a curated record
GCCAGCCACCGAUAGAGUGCGAGCGAGCGUAUGACUACAUUUUAGUGAAUUCUCUGGAUUUUUGUAUUUUUUAUGGUUGUUGUUUUUUUUAUUGGAUUCGUCAUAACAUUGGAGGAAAUUAUGUGCAGCUAAACGAACUUGAUUCGAUAUAAUAUCGAAAUAAUACCACAACAAGGAAAGAGAAAUAUAGAAAAAGAGGCGAAGAGACCUUAACACACACACACACACCCAACAACAGUAUUAAAAGGCGAGAGCAAAAUUUGAACGACUAAUACCAACAUAAAUACUUACAUCUGAAACUAAACUUCAAACUACGAACGACCAUGGAGAAUUUUACUCCUAAAGAGGUUAAAAUCCUCGAAACCGUCGAAGAUAUCCAGGAGCGGCGUGAACAGGUGCUUUCGCGUUACAAUGAAUUCAAAAUUGAGACACGCCAGAAGCGUGAGAAGCUCGAAGACUCACGUCGCUUCCAAUACUUCAAGCGAGAUGCUGACGAAUUGGAAUCGUGGAUUAAUGAAAAACUACAGGCAGCUAGCGAGGAGAGUUAUCGUGACCCCACCAACCUCCAGGCGAAAAUUCAAAAACAUCAAGCCUUUGAGGCUGAAGUAUCGGCUCAUAGCAAUGCCAUUGUGUCUUUGGACAAUACCGGUCAGGAAAUGAUUAAUCAAAGCCAUUUCGCUUCUGAGACUAUUCGCCGGCGACUCGAUGAAUUGCAUCGCCUGUGGGAGUUGUUGCUCAGUCGCCUGGCCGAAAAGGGUCAGAAGUUGCAACAGGCUUUGGUUCUUGUACAAUUCUUGCGUCAAUGUGAAGAGGUGAUGUUCUGGAUUAAGGACAAAGAGGCAUUUGUUACAGCCGAUGAGUUCGGUCAAGAUUUGGAACAUGUCGAGGUGUUGCAACGCAAAUUCGACGAGUUCCAAAAGGAUAUGGCUUCGCAGGAAUACCGUGUGACGGAGGUUAACCAAUUGGCCGAUAAAUUGAUUCAGGAUGCCCAUCCCGAUCGUGAUACGAUAACCAAGCGCAAAGAUGAUUUGAAUGAGGCUUGGCAGCGCUUGAAGCAGCUUGCCAUUGUACGCCAAGAGAAGCUAUUUGGGGCUCAUGAAAUUCAACGUUUCAAUCGUGAUGCCGACGAGACCGUGGCUUGGAUCGCUGAAAAGGAUGUUGUGUUGUCUUCGGAUGACUAUGGCCGUGACUUGGCCAGUGUGCAAGCUUUGCAGCGCAAGCACGAAGGUGUUGAACGUGACUUGGCCGCUUUAGAAGAUAAGGUAUCUACUUUGGGAGCUGAGGCCCAACGCUUGUGCUCCAUUCACGCUGACCACAGCGAUCAGAUUCGUGACAAGCAAGCCGAAAUUGCCAACUACUGGCAGAGUCUGAAGGCUAAGGCUGGCGAGCGUAAACAAAAAUUGGACGAGUCAUAUUUCCUACACCGUUUCUUGGCCGACUUCCGCGAUUUGGUUUCAUGGAUAAAUGGCAUGAAGGCCAUUAUCUCAGCCGAUGAAUUGGCCAAGGAUGUUGCCGGCGCCGAAGCGCUUUUGGAACGCCACCAGGAACAUAAGGGAGAGAUCGAUGCCCGCGAGGACAGUUUCCGCUUAACAACCGAGUCUGGCCAAAAGCUUUUGGAGCGUGAGCAUUAUGCCGCCGCCGAGAUUCAAGAGAAAUUGGGUUGUUUGGAGAAUGACAAGAGUUCCCUGCUCUCGUUGUGGGAAGAAAGACGCAUCCUGUAUGAGCAAUGCAUGGAUUUGCAAUUGUUCUACCGUGACACUGAACAGGCCGACACUUGGAUGGCCAAACAAGAGGCUUUCUUGGCCAACGAAGAUCUGGGUGACUCUUUGGAUUCUGUUGAAGCCCUGAUUAAGAAACACGAAGAUUUCGAAAAGAGUUUGGCCGCUCAAGAGGAGAAAAUCAAGGCCCUCGAUAUCUUCGCCACAAAACUUAUCGAUGGCCAACAUUAUGCCGCCGAUGAUGUGGCUCAAAGGCGUCAAAUGCUUUUGGCCAGACGUGCCGCGCUCUUGGAGAAAUCCAAUAGACGUCGUCAGUUGUUGGAGGACUCCAACCGUUAUCAACAAUUUGAACGUGAUUGUGACGAGACCAAGGGCUGGAUCAGCGAGAAAUUGAAGUUCGCUACCGAUGACAGCUAUUUGGACCCAACCAACUUGAAUGGCAAGAUGCAAAAGCAUCAGAACUUCGAGCACGAACUCAACGCCAACAAGUCACGUAUUGAGGACAUCACCACUGUGGGCACUGAGCUGAUUGAGAAGCAGCACUACGCGGCUGACCAAAUCAACACACGCAUGCAGGAAAUUGUUGUGUUGUGGGAGACCUUGGUGCAAGCAUCCGAUAAGAAGGGCUGUAAGUUACACGAAGCUUGCCAACAGCAACAGUUCAACCGCACCAUUGAAGACAUUGAAUUGUGGUUGAGCGAAAUCGAGGGUCAACUUUUGUCGGAAGACCAUGGCAAAGACUUGACUUCCGUGCAGAAUCUGCAGAAGAAGCAUGCCCUCUUGGAAGCCGAUGUUAUGGCCCAUCAAGACCGCAUUGAAAGCAUUAAGGUCGCGGCCAACAAAUUCAUUGAAUCCGGUCAUUUUGAUGCCGACAAUAUCCGCCAGAAGGAGGGCAAUUUGUCCACACGUUAUGCCGCCUUGGCAGCUCCCAUGGCCGAGCGCAAGCAACAUUUGACCGACUCCUUGCAAGUUCAACAAUUGUUCCGUGAUUUGGAAGAUGAGGCUGCUUGGAUCAGAGAAAAGGAGCCCAUUGCAGCCUCCACCAAUCGCGGCCGUGACCUAAUCGGUGUUCAAAACCUGAUUAAAAAGCACCAAGCUGUUAUGGCUGAAAUCAAUAACCACGAUGCUCGUCUCUUGAAUGUCAUUAGCUCUGGCGAAAACAUGCUGAAGGAUCAACCCUUUGCCAGUGAUGACAUCAGACAACGCGUAGAUGCCUUGCAAGAGCAAUGGACCAACUUGAAGGAUAAGGCCAACCAACGCAAGCAAGACCUGGAUGACUCUUUGCAGGCCCAUCAGUACUUUGCCGAUGCCAAUGAGGCAGAAUCAUGGAUGCGCGAAAAGGAGCCCAUUGCCACCGGCAACGAUUAUGGCAAGGAUGAGGACUCCUCUGAGGCGUUGUUGAAGAAACAUGAGGCCUUGGUCUCUGAUUUGGAGGCCUUCGGCAAUACCAUCCAAGGUUUGCAAGAACAAGCCAAGAAUUGUCGCCAGCAGGAGACGCCAGUGGUCGACAUUACCGGCAAGGAAUGUGUUGUCGCCUUGUAUGACUACACCGAGAAGAGUCCCCGUGAAGUGUCCAUGAAGAAGGGCGAUGUCUUGACCCUUUUGAAUUCGAACAACAAGGAUUGGUGGAAGGUUGAGGUGAACGAUCGCCAAGGCUUUGUUCCCGCUGCUUACAUUAAGAAAAUUGAAGCUGGCCUCAGUGCCAGUCAACAGAAUUUGGUAGACAAUCAUUCCAUUGCCAAGAGACAAGCGCAAAUUAACUCUCAAUACGACAACCUAUUGACGUUGGCCCGUGAGCGCCAAAACAAGCUUAACGAAACCGUCAAGGCCUAUGUUCUGGUGCGUGAAGCCGCCGACCUUGCCAACUGGAUUAAGGACAAGGAAAAUCAUGCCCAAAUUGCCGAUGUGGUUGGCGAAGAUUUGGAAGAGGUCGAGGUAUUGCAAAAGAAAUUCGAUGACUUCAAUGACGAUCUGAAGGCCAAUGAGGUGCGUUUGGCCAAUAUGAAUGAGAUAGCCAUUCAAUUGACUUCGCUGGGCCAGACCGAAGCGGCCAUGAAAAUUCAAACCCAAAUGCAGGACUUGAAUGAGAAAUGGAACAAUUUGCAAACGUUGACUGCCGAAAAGGCGAGCCAAUUGGGUUCGGCUCACGAGGUGCAACGCUUCCAUCGUGACAUCGAUGAAACCAAAGAUUGGAUUGCCGAAAAGGAGAAUGCCCUCAACAAUGAUGACUUGGGCAAGGACUUGCGCAGUGUACAGACAUUGCAACGCAAACACGAAGGUGUGGAACGUGAUUUGGCUGCUUUGCGCGACAAGAUCCGCCAGUUGGAUGAGACCGCCAACCGUUUGAUGGUAUCCCAUCCCGAUACGGCCGAGCAGACCUAUGCCAAACAAAAGGAAAUCAAUGAAAUGUGGGAUCAAAUCACCACCAAGGCCACCGCACGCAAAGAGAAACUUUUGGAUUCGUAUGAUUUGCAGAGGUUCUUGAGCGAUUACCGUGACCUCUUGGCCUGGAUCAAUUCCAUGAUGAGUUUGGUCACCUCCGAUGAAUUGGCCAACGAUGUUACCGGAGCUGAAGCCCUCAUUGAAAGACACCAGGCUCAUCGUUCCGAAAUCGAAUACAUGUUUGGAAAUAGUAGCGCCAAAAGCUUCUUCCAUCCAACACCAAAAGAAGAGGAGCACCGCACUGAGAUCGAUGCCCGAGCUGGCACCUUUGGAGCCUUCGAGCAAUUCGGCAAUGAGUUGUUGCAGGCAAAUCACUAUGCCUCUCCCGAGAUCAAGGAGAAAAUCGAAGACUUGGCCAAGACCCGGGAAGAUUUGGAGAAGGCCUGGACCGAGCGCCGUUUGCAAUUGGAGCAAAAUCUCGAUUUGCAAUUGUACAUGCGUGACUGUGAGUUGGCCGAAGCCUGGAUGUCUGCCCGCGAGGCCUUCCUUAAUGCCGAGAACGUGGAUGAUACCGGCGACAACGUAGAGGCCCUCAUCAAGAAACACGAAGAUUUCGACAAGGCCAUUAAUGGGCACGAGGAGAAGAUUGCUGCCUUGCAAGUGCUGGCCGAUACGUUGAUCAAUCAGAAUCACUAUGCCUCGGAUCUUAUCGAUGACAAGCGCAAGCAGGUUUUGGAACGCUGGCGCCACUUAAAGGAUGGCCUUAUCACCAAACGUUCUCGUUUGGGUGAUGAGCAGACCUUGCAGCAGUUCUCUCGUGAUGCUGAUGAGAUCGAAAACUGGAUUGCGGAGAAAUUGCAAUUGGCCACCGAGGAGAGUUACAAGGAUCCGGCCAACAUCCAAUCCAAACAUCAAAAACAUCAAGCCUUCGAGGCUGAAUUGGCCGCCAACGCUGAUCGUAUCCAAAGCGUUUUGGCCAUGGGUGAGAAUUUGAUUGAUAAGAAGCAAUGUUCGGGCUCUGAGGAUGCCGUCCAGAAGAGACUCACCCAAAUCGCCGAUCAAUGGGAAUAUCUUACCCACAAGACCACUGAGAAAUCGUUGAAACUGAAGGAGGCCAACAAGCAGCGCACCUACAUUGCUGCCGUCAAGGACUUGGACUUUUGGUUGGGCGAAGUUGAAUCUUUGUUGACCACUGAGGAUUCUGGCAAGGACUUGGCCUCUGUGCAGAAUCUGAUGAAGAAGCACCAAUUGGUCGAAGCUGACAUUCUGGCCCAUGAAGAUCGCAUCAAGGAUAUGAACAAGCAGGCUGACUCUUUGGUUGAGAGUGGCCAGUUCGAUAGUGCCGGCAUUCAAGAGAAACGUCAAAGCAUUAAUGAACGUUACGAACGUAUUUGCAAUUUGGCUGCCCAUCGUCAGGCCCGUCUCAAUGAGGCCUUGACCUUGCAUCAAUUCUUCCGCGACAUUGCCGACGAAGAGAGCUGGAUUAAGGAGAAGAAGUUGUUGGUGGGCUCCGAUGACUAUGGCCGUGAUUUGACUGGGGUGCAAAACUUGAAGAAGAAGCAUAAGCGCCUUGAGGCAGAGUUGGCUUCACAUGAGCCAGCCAUUCAGGCUGUCCAAGAGGCGGGCGAGAAAUUGAUGGAUGUUUCCAAUUUGGGAGUGCCCGAAAUUGAGCAACGCCUCAAGGCCCUCAAUCAAGCUUGGGCUGAGUUGAAGAAUUUGGCUGCCACUCGUGGCCAGAAAUUGGAUGAAUCCCUGACCUAUCAACAGUUCUUGGCCCAAGUCGAAGAGGAGGAGGCCUGGAUUACUGAGAAGCAACAAUUGUUGUCUGUCGAUGACUUUGGUGAUUCCAUGGCUGCUGUUCAGGGUCUAUUGAAGAAACACGACGCCUUCGAAACCGAUUUUGCUGCGCACAAAGAUCGCUGCGCUCUGAUCUGUGAACAGGGCACCGAUUUGGUGGAGGCCAAGAAUCAUCAUGGCGAUUCCAUAAGUCAACGUUGUCAACAGUUGCGCAAUAAGUUGGAUAAUUUGAAUGCUUUGGCUGCCCGUCGCAAGGGUUCGUUGUUGGACAACUCUGCCUACUUGCAGUUCAUGUGGAAGGCUGAUGUGGUUGAGUCAUGGAUUGCCGAUAAGGAGAACUAUGUGCGUUCCGAUGAAUAUGGACGUGAUCUUUCCACAGUUCAAACUUUGUUGACCAAGCAGGAGACAUUUGAUGCAGGUCUUAAUGCUUUCGAACAGGAAGGUAUCCACAACAUUACCGCCUUAAAGGAUCAACUUAUCAAUGCCAACCAUGCCCAGUCACCGGCUAUUCUCAAACGCCACGAAGAUGUCAUCUCGCGUUGGCAGAAAUUGCGUGACGCCUCGGAGACACGCAAACAACGACUCUUGGCCAUGCAGGAGCAAUUCCGUCAAAUCGAAGAACUCUACUUGACAUUCGCCAAGAAGGCCUCGGCCUUUAAUUCUUGGUUCGAAAAUGCCGAAGAGGAUCUCACCGAUCCUGUUCGCUGCAAUUCGAUCGAAGAAAUUCGCGCCCUACGCGAUGCCCAUGCCCAAUUCCAAGCAUCGUUGUCAUCAGCCGAAGCUGAUUUUAAGGCCCUGGCAGCUCUUGACCAAAAGAUAAAGAGCUUCAAUGUUGGACCCAAUCCCUACACUUGGUUCACCAUGGAAGCUCUUGAAGAAACCUGGCGUAACUUGCAAAAGAUCAUAGAGGAACGAGAUGGCGAGCUGGCCAAGGAGGCCAAACGUCAGGAAGAGAACGACAAACUACGCAAGGAAUUCGCCAAGCAUGCCAAUCUAUUCCAUCAGUGGCUAACCGAGACUAGGUAUUAUAUGCUCGGUUAUAAUCGACAAGGAACAUCUAUGAUGGAAGGUUCCGGUUCUUUGGAACAACAACUGGAAGCACUUCGCGUCAAAGCCACAGAAGUACGUGCCCGUCGUGUUGAUCUAAAGAAAAUCGAAGAACUUGGCGCCCUACUCGAAGAACAUUUGAUUUUGGACAAUCGUUAUACGGAACAUUCAACGGUGGGCUUGGCCCAGCAAUGGGAUCAACUCGACCAACUGUCCAUGAGAAUGCAACACAAUUUGGAACAACAAAUACAGGCACGCAAUCAUUCGGGUGUAUCGGAAGAUUCCCUCAAGGAAUUCUCCAUGAUGUUCAAACAUUUCGACAAGGACAAGAGCGGCAAACUCAAUCAACAAGAAUUCAAAUCCUGCCUACGCGCCCUCGGCUACGAUCUGCCCAUGGUUGAAGAGGGACAACCUGACCCAGAAUUUGAGGCCAUACUCGAUGUUGUCGAUCCCAAUCGUGAUGGCUAUGUUUCGCUGCAGGAAUAUAUAGCAUUUAUGAUUUCGAAAGAAACCGAGAAUGUGCAAUCCUACGAAGAAAUCGAAAAUGCUUUCCGCGCCAUCACUGCCUCCGACCGUCCCUUCGUUACCAAGGAAGAAUUAUAUUGCAAUCUUACCAAGGAUAUGGCGGAUUAUUGUGUACUAAGGAUGAAGCCUUAUGUCGAACCCCGCUCUGGUCAACCCAUCAAAGAUGCUUUAGAUUACAUUGAGUUCACCCGAACUCUGUUCCAAAAUUAAAUUUGCUUUUAUAUAUUCUUUUCUAUAUAUAUUUAUCUUAUAAUUUUCUUUUUAAAAACCAACAAAAAUCAAUAUAAACAAAAAAUAUAUAUGGCUUAUAUUUAAUUUAUGCUCUUCAAACAAAACCCACACAAUUUUUUUUUAUAUAACAAUAAUUAUAAUUAGAAACAUGGCGUUAUAACAAGCCCCUACGCCAGCAGCAAUGCAAUUCCAAUUAUUUAUUUCAAGCUCCUUACUUGUUUUUUUUUUAUAUACAUACAACAAUACAAAAUAUGAGCAAACAAAAUAAAAACAAAAUAUUUAUAUUAAGCACUUUGAUAAAAGGUAUGCAAAGUAAAAAAAAAAAAACAAAAAUCGUUCUUCAUCAUCGUUUCAAUUUGAAAGCUAAAGCUGAAACGGAAACUGAAACUCAUAUCUCUAGCAUGUCAUUUUGUGACGGUCCACCCAUCACUCACUAUCUAUGGAGGCUAUUUGAUGUUUAUCUCCUUAUAAUCACUUAAUAACAAAGCUAAACAAACAAACGAAAAUAACUAAAACUAAUCGUCUUUCCAGUGAAAAAUUUAUAAAAUUCAAUAUACCUAGCAACUCCCUAUUACAAUACACAUUCACAAUUUGCCUAAUGAAAUAGCUAUCGGACAAUAUGUCUUUAAAAAGGAUGUAUGUGUUAUUGAUUCAUAAUAAAAACAAUUUCAAUUAUUAUAAAAAUCA